GGGAUCGGAAUUCAUUCUCUCUAAAACUCCCUUGUAAAAGCACCCGUGCAUUCUCCGUUAUAAUAUAAAUUGGGAUACAGGUGUUCCACCUAAAGUCCUACCGGUCAAUCUGCGUGUUUUUACCUUUCUUACUUUGCCAAAUCGAACAAACUAUUCUAGACCCGAUCUAGUAUAGUUUGACCGGUCAAGUAAUUUACACCAUCAUUUUUGGCGCCGACCGUGGGACCGUUAAGGUUUCUUCUCCUAAACACAAACCUACCCACCAAAACACCGCUCGAAAUGUCUUCCAGCCAACAAAUCAAUGCUACUUCCGCUCAGGUGCAAGCCACCAACGAGGGAGCCAGCAUCCCUGUGGCUGCUACCAUACCGGUCAUUUCAGCCCCGGUGUUGCCUUUGGGUCUGAGCUCUGUCCCGACGGCCAGCGUGAUCAGUCCCUUCGCGACCCCCGUCCCUUCCGCUGGACCGAGGGUCACGUUCCCACCAAGCAUGACCCAGUUCAUGAAUGACCCAGCCAACCUACAAGCCAUCCAGGGCUUUGGCCAGGUCAUGGCCAUGUGCCAACAGAGUGGGGGGAUGCCUUUUCUCCCUAGUAUGUUUCCGUUCGCUCUUCCAGGCGCGGGAACCAUGCCCCUACAAGCCCCGAUGGCGGUGACGUCGUUCCAGACGCCAAUGCCGCAGCCAUCACCUUUCCAGCCCCAGCUGGUCAGCACCAUGGCCCCUGUCAACUUGGCCGGCGCACUUAACGCUGCAGGGCCGUCGCGUCCCCCGUCCCACAAGAAGAAGAAAGGGAAAAACAUCCGGCCAGCGACCUCCCGAAACUCCGCCUUCGAAAGGCUGGGGGAUAGGGAGGAAGGCCAGAGGAAGUCAGCCAAGCAAAGGCUGGGGCAGAGCGUUGCCCAUGUCAGCGCGUUCGCCCGGCUAGGCGAGGUGCGGGAGGCCGAGCCUGCCCGCACCCGGCGCUCCCGGUCUAACCGGCAGGAGCCAGCAAGGACGAGGGCCUCUCGUCAAGAAGAGGAAGCAGAGAGCCAGCCCAGGUUACCGGUGGCAAACCGGUUGACCAUCCCAAAUGACCGCGUCCAGCAGAUGGAGGCAAAAUUGGAAAGGCUGGAAAGGAAGGUCGGGGAAAAGAAUGACCGGGACAAACCCUUGGCGGGGUCCCCGUUCACCACAAGGGUCCAUCUGACACCUUUCCCGCGAAAGGUCAAGAUUGACGCCCCUAGGUUCACCGGGAAGGAAGAUCCGGAAAUCCAUCUGGAUUCCUUCAACCAGAGUGCGACCAUGAACGGUUGCACCGAUGAAGAAAAGUGCCUUCUUUUCUUCCAAACCUUGCGGAACCGAGCCACUGAAUGGUUCAAUAAGCUUCGCCCGGGAAGCAUUGAUUCGUUCAGUGAUUUGGCCUCAAAAUUCAAGGCCAAGUUCCAGGAGAAUUGUACUAAGAGGAAGAAAUUCACCUAUCUUAGUACAGCCGGGCAGAGGGAGUAUGAGAACCUUACUCAGUUCCUUACCCGGUGGAAGGAAGAGGUAGACAAGGCGGAAGAGAUGGAUGACAAGACCGUCCUAUCCCUCCUCUUGAAUGGCUUGCGUGCUGGGGAACUAUACAAGGAGUUCUGCCGGAAACUCCCAGCCACGUAUCAAGAGGCCUACCACACCGCAUGGGAGUUUGCUGAAGCUGAAACCCAGCUCCAGGCAAAGAGAGAAGCUGAGCAUGGUCACAAGUCCAAGCCGGUGCAAGUCAAGAAGGAAGAAGCACCGGGACCUAGCCGGCCGAGGCACCACUAUGACCCGGUCAUCCGAGUGGUCAAUACGGAAGAAUGCCAAGAAGUCCGGAAAGCACCGGUCAUUCCUCCAGAAAACCCUACCGGUCAAGUAAGGCGGCAGUGGUCGGGCACCUAUUGUUCGUACCACAGGUCAGAUUCCCAUAACAUCUCCGAAUGCAGUGGAGAGCUGGGCAAGGAUUACUUGCAGAAAGCCCAAGAGAAGAGUCAUCAAUGGGUUAGGCCAACUGCCCUGGGAGAUGACCGAGACAACGACCGGCGGAGGAAUAACCAGCCAAGGGAGCGGCAACCUGCUCCCGAAAAAGAGCACAUCGGCAUAAUCUUCGGCGGACCCGAGGGUGGAGAUUCAGCCGCGCAGCGGAAGAACUUGGUCCGGAGCAUUUACGUUGGAGAGGUAAGUGCUGAACCGCCCAGGCGUAAACAUACUAGGAGGGAGCCUAUCGUCUUUACUGACCGGGAUCUCCCUCCUACCGGUGAAGAUCACAAUGAUCCAUUGGUCAUCACCAUGGACAUUAAUGGGGUGGAUGUCGCCCGGGUACUUGUUGACAUCGGCAGCAGUGUCAACAUCUUAUACCUGGAGACCUUCCAAAAACUCAGGUUGUGUCGAACACAACUUGAACCCCUCAAAACCCCUCUCUCAGGCUUCACGGGGGACACCGUUGAAGCUGAAGGAUCCAUAGUUCUACCGGCCGAACUAGGAUCAGGUGAAAAGACCGUGUGGAAGAAGAUGCGGUUCAUAGUUGUGGACAUCAAAUGCGUCCACAACGCAAUUCUUGGAAGGCCAGGCAUCAAUAGAGUCGGGGCGGUGAUUUCCAUGCCUCAUCUAUGCAUGAAAUUCCACACUCCAGGUGGUGUGGGUGAGGUGAAGGGCGACCAGAGGAACGCCCGGGAGUGCUAUGCCCGGGCAGUCAAGAAAAUGACCAAGGGGGUCAAUGUCAUCUCCCAAGAGAUCACAAAGGGAGAGACCCGGGAGAAAUUGGAGCCCGAGGCCGAGACGGUGGAAAUCGAACUUCACCCGGGUGAUUCUUCGAGGGUGGUCAGAAUUGGAGCAAAUCUCCCCGAGGAUAACAAGGCACAGAUUACACGGGUCCUCCAAGAAUACGCGGGCAUAUUCGCAUGGAGCGUGGCGGAUAUGCCCGGGAUAGAUCGCUCUGUUAUCUGCCACCGGUUGGCCGUGAGGGAGGGAAGUCGACCGGUACGACAGAAGAAGCGGUACCUGGCCAGUGACCGGCGAGAGUUCGUCAAGAAGGAAGUGAAGGACCUCCUCAGUGUUGACUUACCGGUCAACAAGCCCACUGAGCAAUGGUGGGAGAUGGCGGUUGAUGGGGCAUCCGGUCCUAGAGGAUACGGGGGUGGUAUCGUGUUCACCACCCUAGAAGGGUUCAAGAUCUACCAUGCAAUCGUCUUCAACUUCAAACUGACGAACAAUGAGGCAGAAUAUGAAGCUCUGGCUGGAGGGCUCAGACUGGCCCAAGCCCUGAAAAUCAGCCGGGUCAAUAUCAAAUCUGACUCUAGCCUGAUAGUUGGGCAGGUGACCGGUAACAUGGAAGCAAGGGAAGGACGCAUGGCACAAUACAAGGACCUUGUACUUGCCCUGUCGAAAGGCUUCGAAGAGUUCAAGAUCGCCUAAAUUCCCCGGGCGGAAAACGCGGAUGCAGACCUUCUCUCCAAAUUGACGCAGUAUGCUCCCGAGCACGUUUCAAAACUUGCCCGGGUAGAGAUCCUUGACCGUGCAAGCAUCGAAAAAUUGGAAGUCGCCGCUAUAACGGCCGGUAGCCAAUUUGACCGGUCAAACUUGGUUGGGGCGGACGACCAUUGGAUGUAUGAUCUGAUGGAAUAUUUGAUGGAUGGGAGCUUGCCAGAACAAGAUGACCGGGCAAGAAAAGUGAAGCUCAGGG
Molecule: messenger RNA, 3673 nt
Organism: Cuscuta campestris
Lineage: Eukaryota; Viridiplantae; Streptophyta; Magnoliopsida; Solanales; Convolvulaceae
Source: the annotation of a GenBank genome assembly